Ipomoea nil (Japanese morning glory) is the source of this 1371-nucleotide messenger RNA. Its product is annotated as NAC domain-containing protein 92-like. Gene Ontology annotation, molecular function: DNA binding. Bases 248 to 1096 code for a protein of 282 amino acids. The record is from RefSeq and is a predicted model, not a curated record. NCBI's taxonomy places the organism in Eukaryota, Viridiplantae, Streptophyta, Magnoliopsida, Solanales, Convolvulaceae. The transcript has 3 exons. Gene Ontology annotation, biological process: regulation of DNA-templated transcription.
ACCACGUUUGUAUCUGUAUCUGUUGAUAUAUAUAAACCGAUGUUUAUUGGGUUGUGUUCAAUUCCUCCAUAGCAACACUUUUUCUUUUUAACACCGCUCUUUUUUCAUCUUUUUCUGGUACAAGAUUUUUCUUUUCUUCUGACCCCUUUCCAGUGAGAGAGAGAGAGAUAGUCCCAGUCUCCUUAUAAAUUGAACCUCUUCACACCCAUACUUAUCUGUUCAUCAUCAUAAUUGGGCAGUUUGUUUGAUGGAGAAUACCUCUGGGUUUAGUGGCGUUGAAGAAGAAAUGGAGCUGCAUAUGCCUCCUGGGUUCAGAUUCCAUCCCACAGACGAAGAGCUCAUCAGCCAUUACUUGUGCCCCAAGGUUGCAGAUAGCAGGUUUUCUGCAGCUGCCAUGGGUGAAGUGGAUUUGAACAAGGUUGAGCCCUGGGAUUUGCCCUGGAGGGCGAAAAUGGGGGAGAAAGAAUGGUAUUUCUUCUGUGUGAGAGACCGGAAGUAUCCGACCGGGCAGAGAACUAACAGAGCGACGGAAGCAGGGUAUUGGAAGGCGACCGGAAAAGAUAGAGAGAUUUUCAGGGCGAAGACGCUGGUGGGGAUGAAGAAGACGCUGGUUUUCUACAAGGGAAGAGCGCCCAAAGGCCAGAAGACCAAUUGGGUUAUGCAUGAAUAUAGAUUGGAGGGGAACUAUUCCAUCCCAAACCACAAGAACGAAUGGGUGAUCUGCAGAGUGUUCAAGAAGACUUCCGGCGGCCACAAGAUCCAUAUUUCCGGGCUCACCAGGGGGGAGGGUCUGCCGGCGUUAAUGGAAGUAUCUGCAACUUCCGGCGAGGCGAUGCCGCACGUGACCUGCUUCUCCGGCUCCAAGGAGGACAAAAAACCCAUCGCUCCCCAUUUCUCUUCAUCGAAAAACUCAGAUUUCUCCGGCGUCUUCCCCAGCCUGGAAUUUCAGCACUACUCUGAACCGGACGACCACUCGGUUCUGCGCCUCUGGCUGGAGAACAACGGGCUGCAAGCGAAGCAGGAUAAUGAUGACGAUGAGUUCUUGAUGAGCUCAGAAGCCGGUCCGGUGGACCUGGAUUGUCUCUGGAAUUAUUGAAUCUGAAAAAGACAGAUUGAGAGAGCAGUGAUUUAAUGGUUGAAGAUGCAGAAGAAGAAGCAUGUGGAUAGAUAGAAUUAUAGAAAGAAAGAAAGAACAGAGGAAUGACAUAGAGUGAUUGUGUGAUCAUCAGUCCAUCAUCAUAUUGAUAUUGCUGCAAAUAAUUUUUCUUUAUGUUAUAUUUUCAUUAAUUAAGACAUGGCUGUGUUGUAUUGUAUAUAUUUCUUGGGAAACUAAUUGCUCUGAUAAUACAAAAAUAUCAAUGUUUGAUUUGA